UUAAGUGUUGUCCGCGACGGUCAUAAAAUUCCGUUCGUGACUCUUUCGCCUCUUAAAGUCAUUCCUAACAAUCUCUCUGCCGUUACCUAUAGUCAUUUUGUUUCUGAGGCUAUUUCCGACUUGUCAAGAGCUAAGUGUGUUGAUAUUCUGGAUCGCAAGCCGGAUAUUGUUAAUCCACUUUCCAUUUCCAUUCAGCCCUCAGGAAGAAGAGAUUAAUUCUUGAUUUGAGACAUGUUAAUCUGUAUGUUUUUAAUGCGAAGACGUAUCAGUUGCCCUUCAAAUUUUAUCUGAGGGGUUUUUACUUUUCAAGUUCGACCUGAAGUCCGGGUACCAUCACGUUGAAAUUUUUCAUGAUCACCGUAAAUACUUAGCUUUCUCCUGAGAUUUGGCGAUGAUGUUGUGAAGUAUUUUCAGUUCACAGUUUUACCUGUCGGGCUGUCAACCGCACCGUAUUUGUUCACCAAAUUAUUAAAGCCUAUUCCUACUUCAUGGAGGUGCAAAGGAAUUCCCAUGGCUAUUUUUCUCGAUGCCAGCUCAGGGGGUGGUAUCAAUUCUAUCACGGCCAAAAUCAACAGUUUGACAGUUCGCGCUGAUUUGACUUCGUACGGCUUUGUUAUUAACGAAGAGAAGUCCCUUCGGGAGCCUGUUCAAGUUAUUUCCUGGCUCGGCACUGUUUUUGAUACUUAUCAAUGUCUUAUUUCGGUUACCGAGCGAAGGUUUUCAAAGCUAAAGAGUAGCAUUGAUCUCUUACGUAAGGAUGACUGUAAAAUUUUCAAAGUUAGAGAUGUAGCAUCUGUGGUAGGCCAAGUCAUCUCGCUCACUCCUUGUGUUUGA
This is a messenger RNA of Pocillopora meandrina, 834 nucleotides long. Lineage: Eukaryota; Metazoa; Cnidaria; Anthozoa; Scleractinia; Pocilloporidae. The record is from the annotation of a GenBank genome assembly.